GGCUUCUUGUUUUUCCACAGUCAAGAUGGCGGCCGUCCCCGAGAGCAGAGUCCUGACUUACAGCGUUUUUAAAUGGAGCUCCUUCUCCUCCACGUACCUGCCCGAGAAUAUCUUGGUGGAUAAGCCUAAUGACCAGUCUUCCCGGUGGUCGUCUGAAAGUAACUACCCUCCUCAGUUUUUGAUCUUGAAGUUGGAGCGGCCGGCGAUCGUCCAGAGCAUAACAUUUGGGAAAUACGAAAAAACUCACGUUUGUAACCUGAAGAAGUUUAAAGUGUUUGGAGGGAUGAGCGAAGAGAACAUGACCGAGCUGUUGUCCAGUGGCCUUAAGAACGACUACAACAAAGAAACGUUUACUCUGAAGCACAAGAUCGAUGAGCAGAUGUUCCCCUGCAGAUUCGUCAAAAUAGUGCCUCUGAUGUCGUGGGGGCCCAGUUUUAACUUCAGCAUCUGGUUCAUCGAGCUUCACGGCAUCGAAGAGCCUGACGUGGUGCAGCCCUGUCUCAACUGGUACAGCAAGUACAGGGAACAGGAAGCGAUCCGUCUGUGCCUCAAACAUUUCCGUCAGCACAACUACACCGAGGCCUUUGAGUCUCUGCAGAAGAAGACACGAAUCGCCCUGGAGCACCCCAUGCUCACCCACCUCCACGCCAGGCUGGUGCUCCAAGGAGACUUCGACGCCUGCGAGGAGCUCAUCCACAAGGCCGUCCGGGACGGUCUGUUUAACCAGUACAUCAGUCAGCAGGAGUACAAACCUCGCUGGAGCCAGAUCAUCCCAAAGUGUAACAAAGGUCCCACCUCCCAGGAGCCGCCCCGAGAGGACGCAAACAGUGAUAAUGACGACAACAGGCCUGGGAUGAGAGGAGGCCAUCAGAUGGUCAUAGAUGUGCAAACGGAGACUGUGUACCUGUUUGGAGGCUGGGAUGGGACUCAGGACCUGGCGGACUUCUGGGCCUACAGUGUCUCAGAAAACCAGUGGAGCUGCAUCUCCAGAGACACAGAGAAAGAGAGCGGGCCGUCCGCGCGCUCCUGUCAUAAGAUGUGCAUAGACUCUGUGAGGAGGCAGAUUUACACUCUGGGCAGAUACCUCGACUCCAGCGUCAGAAACAGCAAAAGUCUCAAGAGCGACUUCUACAGAUACGACAUCGAGCAGAACACCUGGAGCCUGCUGAGUGAAGACACUGCAGCCGACGGAGGGCCCAAGCUCGUCUUCGACCACCAGAUGUGUAUGGACUCAGAGAAGCACAUGAUCUACACGUUUGGAGGCCGGAUUCUGACGUGUAAUGGGAGCAUGGAGGACACGCGCACCACAGAGCCUCAGUUCUCGGGUCUGUACGCCUUCCACUGCGGCAGCGCCACCUGGAGGCUGCUCAGGGAAGACUCGUGUAACGCCGGCCCAGAGGAUAUACAGUCCCGCAUAGGCCACUGCAUGCUCUUCCACACUAGAAACCGGUGCUUGUACGUCUUUGGAGGUCAGAGGUCAAAGACGUACCUAAACGACUUCUUCAGCUACGACGUGGACGGAGAUCACGUGGAGAUCAUUUCAGACGGAACCAAGAAGGACUCGGGCAUGGUUCCGAUGACGGGUUUCACGCAGAGAGCCACGAUUGACCCCGAGCUGAAUGAGAUCCACGUGCUCUCAGGCCUCAGCAAAGACAAGGACAAAAGAGAGGAGAACGUACGCAACUCUUUCUGGAUCUACGACAUCGCAAGAAACAAUUGGUCGUGUGUUUAUAAGAACGAUCAGGCGGUGAAGGAAAACCCAACGAAAGCUCUACAGGAGGAGGAACCCUGUCCACGCUUCGCUCAUCAGCUGGUCUACGACGAAAUGCACAAGGUGCAUUAUUUGUUCGGCGGAAACCCGGGGAAGUCCUGUUCUCCAAAAAUGCGUUUGGACGAUUUCUGGUCUUUGAAACUCUGCCGACCGUCCAAAGAAUACCUGCUUCGGCACUGCAGAUACCUCAUCAGGAAGUACAGGUUUGAGGAGAAGGCCCAGUCUGAGCCUCUGUCUGCACUCAAGUAUCUGCAGAACGACCUGAGUCUGACAGUGGACCACAGUGACCCAGACGAGACCAAAGAGUUCCAGCUUCUGCCGAGCGCUUUGUUCAAGUCCAGCUCUGACUUCAUCCCACUGGGUUUUUCAGACGUGGACCAGACUUAUGCCCAGCGGACUCAACUUUUCGACACCUUGGUCAACUUCUUCCCUGACAACAUGACUCCGCCCAAAGGAAACCUGGUCGACCUCAUCACGCUCUAGCCCCGCCCCUCGCCACGACAUCACCACUAUGACGUCACUAUGACAUCACUGGACAGGCUACGCGCUGUUGCUCCUCAAGACGGGAGACCGACCCUAUCACGCAACACCUUUUGACAAACUACAAACGUCUAUUCAAAGUUUUCUGAAUCUUAUUGUCUUUUUAAGAAAACACGAUUUUCAAUUCUAUUUCUCUUUAGUGGGUUAGUCCAGAAUUUUCUGCUUGUUUCAUAUAAUUCGAAGUAACUUUGGAAAGCAGACAGGAGCAGAGUGUGUGUGAGAUUUUGAGUGGCGUUUUUAGCAGCAGGUUUGAUUGACCCGCUCCCUGCUAAACCAGUGGUGCAGGCAGGAAGGGGCGUUACCUUCAACAGCCUCGCUCCUGAUUGGCUCUGUGGUUGCUAUGAUACUCGCAGUCAAAAUUCUCAGCUCCCAAUUUGCUCCUAUAACUGCCAGCCUCGAUGAGCUUCAUGUGACUGGAGCUGAACACUAUGGGUGAUGUCACACUCACUUAAUCCACUUGUUUACACAGUGUAUGUCAGAACCAAACCCGACCCAACCCAGCAGCGAGGAAUCUGGCGCUGGUCUAGAUACACGUCAGAUGCAAUCUAAAACAUCAGACUUUUAACCCGUGCUCAGACGGGCUCAAAGUACAGAGAGCAGCUCAGAGCUGCUCAGAGAGCACAGUGCGGUGGUGUGGUGGUGCUGCUCCGGGUUCUUAACUUUGGGAGUGUGUUUUUGACUGACACCGGAGCCAUUCACCUUAAUUAAUGGAUAGUUAUGGUGUGAACAUGUGAUCUCUAUUAGAAAUGCACCGAUCCAGCUCUUUCAGUUCCAAUACUGAUUCUAAUUCUUUAUCUGCUGAUACCCGAUAUCACUCGAUACCAGAGCAGAGACUGAAAACGGCAUUUAAUUCCUUAAAACAAAAAUAAAAUGAUCAAAUAAUAAAAUAAUAAUAAUGUGAAUGCCAGCUUGUGACUGUAAUGUUAUUUGAGAGCGACUUGUUUAAAAGCGCAAGUCAGCUCACCUGUUGGAGUUCCAGCUCAGUCAUCUCUUUUGGGUCAGAUUGUGUUGAAUCAAAGAUCAGAUUAAAGUCUAACUUGAGUAUCAGAUCUUGAGACAGAGCAGUGUCACUAGUUAGCUUCACCCAACUUAGAAAACGUUGAUGACGAGUGUGGGCGAGGCGUAGAGUGGGUUUGACCCUGUGGCUUUGCUCCUGUCUGCUCAUCCAAACCAGAUUUAAAAGUACACUAUGUAAGUUUUCGGUUGGGGGUCUGUCAGCUGCUUGUUUCAGUGGAUACGUCGGCUCUCUGUCUGGAAUGUUCCACAGUAUGACAUUAAACAGCUCUACUUUACUAUUAUUUAUUCAAUUACAGGUGGUUUUAUAGCUCAGAAAUACAGACAAAAACAGACAUUGUGACUGUGAGCGGGGUUGCCUCUCCACAGAUCUGACCUGUAACUUGGUCCGGUUUGGUCUCCAUGAAGAUAAAGGUUUAAUGCCGGACUGUGGAACAUUCCAGACAAAGCAAUAAUGAAGAAAAGACCCUCCACCAGAAAAUAUACAUAUAAAAAGUGAACAGAAUCCUCCGGCUUACAAAACAAAUCAAACUUAUUUUACAAACUCUUGACAUUUGCUGAAAAUUUAACUAAUAUCUGUCUUUUUAUUUCCUUAUUUUAAAUUUUGAAGAUUGAAGACUUGACACUAUGCCACUACACUUAAUUUUCUAAACCAGAUGCCCUUAUUUAUGUUUAUGCUUUAUGCUUGUAUAUUUGAUUAUUACAAAACAAGCUUCUUAAUUUAUUCAUUUAAUUUUGGGUUUACUUUUUAGGUUUGGAGGGUUAAUUUAAACUAUAGAUUUUUAAGAAAUGGGUGCUCUACAGACAAUAUGAAUGUAAAUAAUAAUAUUGGAAAUUUAAAAAACAUACCUUUCAUUUCUCCAUUGACAUACAUGGCAAAAAGUCUUGACCCACAGCAUUAAUCUGUGUACUCACCAUUUGGAUAGAGCACAACAGAGACUGGAAUAAAACUUCCCAUUCAUUUUCCUCAGACUUUCUGAAAAAAAAAAAAAAAAAAAAGUUUAAAAGCUCAGGGCUAAUCAUCUAUGUGAUGACUAAGACCACAAGACCUAUCGUUUCUUUAAAAUUUCUGAAAACUUCAUAAAAACGCUAAGUUAUUAAAGAAUUUUGUGUUUCAAAUGUGUUAUGGAUAUCAGUCAGCACGGAGCUGGUUAGUCUCUUUAAUAUUAGAGUUUUCUGGAAAGUCUGAGAAAAAUGAAUGAAAAUUUUACUUCCAGGACCGGAGCGAGCAGUCACUGUUGAGUUCUGAUUUGGUCUUUAAAGUGGAAUUAAACGCUAAACCAGCCUUUUUGCUACUAAGCCUUGUAUUUGAUUGGCAGUUCGACACCUCUGUCCCACAUCUUCGCUCAAAGUUCUGCUCAGCUGAGGAGUCGAGAACAAGCCUCAAGAACUGCCCGACAGGAGCUGGAACAAAAUGAUGUCAUUUUGUUGGACCAGCUCUGGGUGCAAGAACAAAGUUGUCGUGAUGUAUGAAUCGGCCCUUAGUGCUCCAGGCUCCGCCCAGUUUAUCAGCUUUUAAUGUGGUUGUGGGCGGAGUUUAGGUGUUUAGUUCCACUUUAAACUCAAACCAAAUGAAAAUAUCACAAACUGUUAAUACCGUGAAUCAUAAGUUCAAGUUUUGUUGCAGCAGUUACUAAAGACUUCUUAAAGCUGCACUAUGCAACGAUUCUGUCACAUGUUGUCUGGAAUAUUCCACAAUGUGGCAUUAAACUCUGCUCUCUCACAUUGAUUCAAACAUGUCAGUUUUUAUUGCUGAAGACAUUUCUUGUCCUUGUGGGGAGAUGUGGACCUUUUAAUGCCAUUCUGUAUUAUGGAAUAUUAUAGAGGUGACAUCUCCAUGGAGACGACGUGAACAUUUCAGUCCCUCCACGAGAAAAGUUCCAUAAUGCAGCUUUAAUUUGAAUAUAGCAGUGUCAAUGGCGAAAAAGUAGCAUUUAUAAAAUAAUACCACAACUGUGUAAUUUGGAACUUGGAUCUUGGACCCAAGUUUUGAAAAACAUUAGGUCACCAUUAGCUGGAAAACUGUUGCUUGCUUGUGGCUGUGUUAUUUUAGAGGAACUUAUUUAACAGCACAAAUCAGUUCACCUCUUGUGGUUCCAGCUAAGUCACCUUUUUCUGUUCAGAUUGUGCUGAGAUUGUGAAGCUCAGAUCAAAGUCUAACUCGAGCACCAGAGCCCCAGACGGAGCAGUGCCUCCAGUUAGCAUCACCCCCUAGAGAAUGUUGAUGACAUCAGCUGCAAUGAAUUCAUUUUUGUCAAUAUAGCACACCUCCAUUUUCUAUUCACCCAACUUCAACUUUAAUUUUGUCUUCCGUAAAACCUUGUAGUAUCACCACAAACCAUACUCCUAUUUAACUGUGACUCUUGUAGCACUAAUCGAGACGCAUCCACAGACUGUUUCUAUAAACGGACACACAUAAAACCAAACUCUGUGUUAUUAGGCUCUUUUUUCAGACCAAGAAUUUGUUUUCAUACCUGACAGUUUCGACUGCUCCCUGCGCUCUUCUUCAGAUCAUCAUCGCCGGAUUAAAGAGGCAAUUGAAAUACGGAAACAUGCCCACGUGAUAAGCUAUAAACUGGGACUGGGGGCUUUUUUUUUUACUCUCACACACUUGGGAUACUGUUCUGAGGAAGUGGGACUGCAAGUGGCGCUGUCGUCCUGCCUCCUCUGGUAGGAAAACAGCACCAAAACCUGUUUAAAUCAACUCAACGACAGCACAGCAACAUCAUGAGACUCCGAGGAAGAGCGCAGGAGCAGAAAAAACUGUCAUGUAUGAAAACAAACUCUUGGUCUGAAAAAGAACCUAAUAAUAUAAAUUAUUGGAAGGCCAAAUGAACCUCAUUGGACUAAGCCGCUAGCUGCUGUGUUCCAAAGAGGAAGUGAGCACUGGGGGCGCGAUUCCAGCUCCAUCGACUCGACCAGUUCACUUUGUACUGAAAAAACAUCGCCCUCUCUCUGUGACUGCUGCCGUUAGACACAUCAUUUUGGUCUUAAAUGUGCACUAUACUUUCUGCUUGAGGGUCCAUCACCUGCUUGUUUCUAUAGAUAGAUACGUCAUUGCUCUGUCUGGAAUGUUCCACAGUGUGACAUUAAACAGCUCUACUUUACAUUUAUUCAAUUACAGGUGGUUUUAAAGCUCAAAAACACCUAGAAGAACAGAUCUGACUUGUAAGUUGGUCUGGUUCGAUCUCCAUGAAGAUAGCUGGACAUGGUUUAGACUUUGAUCAGAUCCUCUUCUCGCCCUGUCCCAGACCUCAUUUAGACCCGGUUCUGCUCCUCCUUGUGGUCCCAUUUCAGACCCGGUCCUGGUUUAGGCCCGUUUCUUUGACUGUGCGGCUGUGACGUGGAUUUUCCCGCAUAUUUCUUCUUCUGUGGUGGAGAGAGACUCCCUCAGGACACACGUGAUAACAAAAACACAGACCGAUUUUUAAAAAUGUAUAUGUUACUGAAGUAAGAGUACUGUUACUUAAGUUUUAAUGCCAUAAUUACAUACAUACAUUACAUACAUUCCAGACCAAGCAGUAACAUCUCCAAGUGUUUGAUGGACCUUCCAGCAGAAAAGUGCACCUUUUUAGAAUCUUCAUAAUGUUUGUAUUAACCUGCUGAACAUGAUCCUGGGGUUUUUAUUUCACUAUUUUAUCCGUAAAUAAAUUCAUAAUGCAGAACUCGGCUCCAAAUUCGCCCCCAUACCUGCAGGCCUCGGUGAGCUUCAUUUGACUGGUCCACUUCUUUUACACAGUCUGCGGUCCCUGCGUUUUGAAUCACCACCAUAUAUAAUAAUUGUAUAUAAUGUGUGUAAAAUAAACAGGAGAAUCUAUAAAUAACUGUAUUUAUGAGCCCAGAGAAACAGAAGAACUGACAAACGCAUCGAGAGCAGUGGGACGAAGUUCAAAUUAUUACUGCUGAUGUUUCUGGUUUGAACUUUUUUUUGCAUUUUUGUCGUAUGGUUUUGUAUGAAAAACGUGCAAAGUUCUGAAUAGUUAAAGCUGCACUGUGUAGCUUUUCUGGCAUACGGUCUGCCGCCGCCUUGUCUCUGUCGUGGUAUUGAGUCUGUUCCCUUUUAUCGCAGUUCAGGAUCAUAGUGUGGAAUAUUUUAAGGAAUUUUAACCUCUCUACCAAUAGAAAAGUUACACAGUGCACCUUUAGGGCUUGUAUUAUUAAAACGAAACACCUGACCAUGAAAGUACCACUUGUUAAUGAUCAUUUUGGAAAAUAUUUAACCCAAAUCUUUAUUUUCAACUCUCUUUGGGUUAAAAUGGUGACACAAUACUACACGUUGUAAUCCAAAAUCUGAAUAUUAAAGAGGGGGUAUGAUACAGAAUCGAUUUUUGAGCUUUCUCCCAUGUUCUAACGUCGUCCCCUCAUCGAAAACCUGCCUGAAGAGGUUUUGGAGCCAUCCAUGCAUGUUUGAGUAAUCUAGCGAUCUCUCCCGGGCCCUAUUCGAACCCUUUUUGCGGUUACGAAGCUCCGCCCACAAGCCAACACGGCAAAUCUCCAUAAAUAUACAAAAACAUGAUACACUACAACUUCACAAACCUGAUGCGAUGUGCAGUAGGUUAUAUCCGGUGAUAGUGCUCUGAAGGGGGAGUGAUUUAGAGUGGAGAGCAACAAAAAAACAACUAAAACUUAAACAUUAAUAGUUUUUUUUUUUUUUUGGAGAAUACAGCAUUUUUAAAACAAUAAAAGCAACAUGGUGAUCUAAAAAUGUUAAGAGUUAGGAGUUAACACCCCCUCUUUAAAAUUGUUUUCAAACUUUUUUUUCUUAAUUUAAAUUCUACUUGAUGUAAUUUAUUGAAAACUAAAUGUCAUUGAAGUUUACGUUUGUGCCAGUACAGAGCCAGAUCGCACUUUUGUCGAAUGCCAAAUCCCCCUUAGUUUAGUUUAGUGUUGUUUUUUUGUCCUUUUUUCCAGGUGAAAUUCUUAGUUUAAUUCCUGAUCUAAAAUUUGAAGUUGAAUGAAACGAUGAGAGAUUCUGUCCCUGUGAGUCCGAGCUCUGCUGUAGAGACAGUGAAUGAACCGGUGUAUUGUAUCUAAUGUACAUAAAGAAUAAAGAUUGUAUUUUGUUCAAGG
Messenger RNA from Boleophthalmus pectinirostris (great blue-spotted mudskipper), 8395 nucleotides. It is a transcript of the gene mkln1, whose product is annotated as muskelin 1, intracellular mediator containing kelch motifs. The record is from RefSeq and is a predicted model, not a curated record. Gene Ontology annotation, cellular component: cytoplasm. Lineage: Eukaryota; Metazoa; Chordata; Actinopteri; Gobiiformes; Gobiidae. The transcript is spliced from 18 exons. Gene Ontology annotation, molecular function: protein binding. The coding region runs from base 26 to 2254 and encodes 742 amino acids.